This is a messenger RNA of Aspergillus calidoustus, 1828 nucleotides long. Lineage: Eukaryota; Fungi; Ascomycota; Eurotiomycetes; Eurotiales; Aspergillaceae. The record is from the annotation of a GenBank genome assembly.
AUGACAGCAACAAAAUCGUCCAUCUAUCGCCUCGGCAACAUCAUCAUCGGAAAGUCGAUCAUGCCCAUCGCUCCUCCCUACCCGGCCGCAAAGAUUACGACAAAGGAAUGGACCCUCCACCCAGGCGUGUACACCCCACGCCAACUCGUCCAGGGUUUCGCACCGCUCCUCGACACAGUCCUACACCACCUAAUCCCAGACCCCGAUCCAGUAUCCAACUCGAAAAAGCCGCGCGCUCAGCUCCUCGACAACAUUGCCGCAAUCCUCUCGACAGAUACCCGCGAGUCAUCCCUCCCAUUCCCCGAACACGUUCCGGAUACGAGCCGCCGCGAAAUUCGUGACCAGGCACGGCGGAUUGGGAAACAUCUUGUGAAAUGGGCAUCGGAAGAAAACCAGAAGCCAUUUUUUGACCCCGACCUUGUCCUCCGAAGUCGAUGCGAAGGACACCUGCUCACACCGGAAAAUGUGGACCUUAUGUUCGGGCGCCGCAGCAAGCCGCAUCUCAUGCAGCUGUAUAACGAGUAUAUGCACCAGAUGGUCCUGCUCCGCGAUGCGCUGCUCCCAUUCUACAACUAUGAGGAGGUCCUAAUCCCCGUUACCGGUGCGGGUCGUGGGUUAAGACAUAUGGAAGGUCCGAGGGAAGGGUUCAUGGCGAAGCUCUUCACAAAGCAGGUUACGCAGGCGUCUGUAAAUGAUAUGGCGAAGGCGCUCCUUGCGCCAGGGCUUUCGAAGACGGGAAGUGGGACCGGUGGAUAUGGGUUCCAGUAUUCAUCUGGGCUCGUCAUUCCGGCUGUCUUCGUUGAUGACGCUCGGCCACUUCAUCUCCUGCAGUAUGUCCCUGCGCAUGUUGAUCCCUCGCGUGGGGAGAUCUUGUUUGAGUAUCAGUUUCCGGAUUACUAUGAUGCGCCCAAGGCGGAGAUUCCGGCUGGGGAUGUGGUUCCUUCUUUGACCAGCUUCCCUGGGACCACGUCGUCAGGGUUGAAAGAGGUGGCCCUCGAAGUACAAUCGUCCGAGACACCGUCUCCCUCCGUCGCCCAGCUGAACCUCCGACUCUCCUUCGAAAACGGCCAGCACGCAACCGUCGAUGUCGGCCAGGUUGCCCGCGGACACAGGUACUCAUAUGAGGCCGGUGAAUCCGGGGAGUUUGAUGUGCCGAGCAUCGUGCACACGGCCCACGAUGUUCUCUUGGCUUCAGGAUCUGGACUUGUCACUGCGGACAAAGGGGGAUUCCAUGUUAUUUCGGCGGACGAGCGAAUUCUUGCUUUAGCGGUGCUGGGGAAGCUGUAUCCGGAGAACGUGGUGAGAUUGUCGAAGGGGGACACGUUAGAGAAGGCUGUGAAUGCAGGAAAGGGGUUUGAGCCGAAGUUCAUUGUUUGGGGGUAGUAGAUGACCGGGACCGUGGAUAUCGAGUUACUGACGUUCUUUCCUUUUGGCUUUUUCUUUUUGUUUGGCACUGAAUUUUGUCAUUUGACAAGGAUGAAGUUUGACAACUGUAUACUAUGCACGCAAUCAGGCCCCAGACUCACUUCAUGAUUGAUGCAAUACCCCCAGUGUCUCUUCGAGAGAAACAGCUCCAAAACCCUAUCUUGGCCAAUAGAACAUCCAGCAUGACACGCGAAGAAGCCUCCGUAUCCCCACUAAGAAUGUCAAUCACAUUAUCUUGAAGGACAUAUGCAUCAAAGUCCAGAUCGAAGAGCCUGUAUACUGUGGCCAUGAUAACGCCGGUGAGGGUUAAGUUAGCUUCUCUUCGACGCUGACACGCCUAUAAUGGUAGCAAAUAUGGCAGCACAGGAUACGUACGAUGAUAACAGUCUUCACCUCCCUCCCC